AUGACGGAACCUGAGAAACUUGAUAAUAAUGAUGAUAUUAAAGAAAUAACGGAAACAACUGAAACAGCCAUUAAAACUAAUACUAAUUUAACAGAAAAUGAUGGAACAAUUACCGAGACAAUGAAAAAUAUUGAGAAAGAUGAAUCAGAUAAUAAUAAUUUAGAUGAAAAAAAAUGCAUUGAAUUUUCUAAAAAAUUACAAAUUGGAGGUGAAAAUAUUUUAGUUGUUGAAAGCGAAAAAUAUAUUAUCAGCGGUGAUUCAGCUCCGAAUUGUUGUAUAAUUGGGUCACCAGAACAUGUAAGAUUAAUUUUAAUUUUAUUUAAUAUUCAAUUGUAA
Molecule: messenger RNA, 336 nt
Organism: Rhizophagus irregularis DAOM 181602=DAOM 197198
Lineage: Eukaryota; Fungi; Glomeromycota; Glomeromycetes; Glomerales; Glomeraceae
Source: RefSeq, a predicted model, not a curated record